UCUGAGCACACAUAUUUAACACAUGAAGCAGCUACACGUCUUCCAGGACCAGGACCGGGAACUUGUAAGAAAAAAAACAAAAAAAAAAAAACAGGAAACGAGUUAUUUCAGCGCUCCUGCAGGUUUAGCAGGUCUCCCGCUAUUCAAGCUCUUGUGCGGGGCACAUUUCAUUUCCGAACCCCUGCUUGGUUUUCCUGAAACUGGACGCCGGGUGCUGAUUAAUAAAACAUCCAUUGUGCGCCGCUGGCCGAUCACCGGAGCCCUUUCAGCUGUAUAAGCGGUGAAAGGCGACAUAAUCUCCCCAGAACAAGAUCUGGACUGAGAUUGAGGCGCACACAAACACACAGAGAGGCAGCCAGCAGGAGGACCUCAGCAGCAGCAGCAUGUUAAAGCCUCAGCAGCGCGGUGAGCUGCUCCUGCACGACUCCCCGCCGGUGUUCGGGAAGCCGUGGUACUGGCAGCGCAGCAGCAGCACCAUGGAGAGCACCCGCAGCCUGGCGCAGGUCAUCAUGGAGAUGCGCGACGAGAUCAAGAAGCUGGAGGCGGAGAACCGAGAGCUGAGGGGGGACUACGGCCAGCGGGCGUUCGGGGCCGCGCCGGGGGAAGGCAGCCCGGUGUCCUCAGCGGCAGGGCAGCGGCAGGACGUGGUGGAAAACCCGUACGUGAACCUGAGGAGGAAUGCGUCUGCGCCGGCGCUGGAGGGUCAAUACAAAGAGAACACCGUCAUGACUGUCCGCAGGUACUCCAUAAACUCCAACCUGUCAGGGGUGACCGUGAGAGAGGCAGGGACCGACCGGGCCCAGCCGACUGACUCUGGGUGGGGGAGACUACACGAAGAAAUCCAGCAUGGGAGCAGCCUCUUUGGUGACUCAUCCAGAGGAGAUGUUGGGAAAGUUUCUAACAGGCACUCCCUGCAGGAAUAUGUUCACAAAAACAGGGCUAAAGUAAAAACUGUCACCUUCCUUCUCCCUGUGGAUGACAUUUACACCAACCGGCCUGUUCUCACCAAGCACCAGGAGGAGCCCAAAAUCACAGAGCUGGCCUCAAUCACUGAAACAGAAUCUUGAGAUAGGCAGCAGAACUGUUUUCUU
Molecule: messenger RNA, 1091 nt
Organism: Acanthopagrus latus (yellowfin seabream)
Lineage: Eukaryota; Metazoa; Chordata; Actinopteri; Spariformes; Sparidae
Exons: 3
Coding region: 384-1067 (227 amino acids)
Source: RefSeq, a predicted model, not a curated record